UGAACCAAAACUAUAGCAGAUUGAAGCCCUCUCUCUCUCUCUCUCUCUCUCUAUAUAUCUAUAUAUAUGAGCAAACGAAGUGGAUGCUGGGAAACCCUAGCCGCAUACAGAGAAUAAAGAGGAGUAGGAGAACCAAAGCAAUUGCUGCGAAAACCCCAAGCAUUUUCAGGGCAGAGGGGCUGUUGUUGGCAGCCAUUGAAAUCCGAAGGAACUGAAAGAUCAAUCAGAAAAAAUAUUCAGAAACAAGAAGUCACUCACCAAUCAGAAAAAAUAUUCCGAAAUUAUUUACUUGAUAUCAGAGUAGUUUAUGGAAGCAAUGGAUAGAGUGUAACAAUGGAGUGCAGCAAGUAAUGGAAAACAAUAGAGAGACAAAAAAAAAAGUGUGGAAUAGAAUCUCCCAUAAUAAACAGAGACUAGAUCACAUUCUUCAUCACUUUGUUUUCAUCAUUUUAAUGGGUUGAGACUCGAAAGGGCCGAGAGACAUGCCCCCUCAGUCUUCAGGUUGUUUACUUGGAAGUUUUGAUGGCAUGAGUGGAGUCGGAAAAAAAAUAAAAUAAGGAAACAUGUCGACAUUGAAGCAUUCAAGGCUCAACAUAGCUCUUUAGAGCAAUUUACAAACUGUGUGAUCCAAACGAUUUCAACAGGAGAGUUGUAUAUGAUUCUGUCCUACUCUAGGAAGACGGUCAAUCAGACGGGUGAUGGUCAUUUUUCACCAAUGGCUGCAUAUCACAAGGGCAGAGACAUGCUUUUGAUAUUGGAUGUUGCCCGCUACAAGUACCCUUUUCAUUGGUUGCCGCGGAUGACGGUUUGGGAUGCCAUGAACAAAAUCGACAAAGAAACCGAUGAAACACGAGGGAAACAUGUCGACAUUGAAGCAUUCAAGGCUCAACAUAGCUCUUUAGAGCAAUUUACAAACUGUGUGAUCCAAACGACUUCAACAGAAGAGUUGUAUAUGAUUCUGUCCUACUUUAGGAAGACGGUCAAUCAGACGGGUGAUGGUCAUUUUUCACCAAUGGCUGCAUAUCACAAGCGCAGAGACAUGCUUUUGAUAUUGGAUGUUGCUCGCUACAAGUACCCUUUUCAUUGGUUGCCGCGGAUGACGGUUUGGGAUGCCAUGAACAAAAUCGACAAAGAAACCGAUGAAACACGAGGGAAACAUGUCGACAUUGAAGCAUUCAAGACUCAACAUAGCUCUUUAGAGCAAUUUACAAACUGUGUGAUCCAAACGACUUCAACAGAAGAGUUGUAUAUGAUUCUGUCCUACUCUAGGAAGACGAUCAAUCAGACGGGCGAUGGUCAUUUUUCACCAAUGGCUGCAUAUCACAAGGGCAGAAACAUGCUUUUGAUAUUGGAUGUUGCCCGCUACAAGUACCCUUUUCAUUGGUUGCCGCGGAUGACGGUUUGGGAUGCCAUGAACAAAAUCGACAAAGAAACCGGCAGAGACAUGCUUUUGAUAUUGGAUGUUGCCCGCUACAAGUACCCUUUUCAUUGGUUGCCGCGGAUGACGGUUUGGGAUGCCAUGAACGAAAUCGACAAAGAAACCGAUGAAACACGAGGGUUUAUGAUGGUGAGGAAGAAAAUCUCAUGAGCCAUAGCCAUGCAGAGGUUGAUGAAAAGUUUAGAAGUAGAUACUAAGUAUAUAUAUAUACUAGCGGUUGGCACACGCGAUGCCUGUACAAUUCAAAUAAGUAAAAAUAAAAUAAAAUAUUUAUUAUAUAUAGUACGCUACUCAAGGGGUAAGGGACUUCUUCACUUGACAUAAGUUCAAGGUUCGGGUCCCUUUCUCUCAUCUAUCUAUCUAUCUAGUUUUUUUUUCUAUCUAUCUUUUUUUUUUUUUUAAAUAAAAAAGUGGACACAUGGUAGCAUAAAAAACCAAGGCUUUAAGACACCAUAAAGGGUGUUCACUUUAUAUAUAGUAUAGAUAUAUAUUGUUUGUUGGUAUUUUGAAAUUGUUAAAUGGUAUAUAGUUAAGAUUUUGUUCUGUUA
Camellia sinensis is the source of this 1986-nucleotide messenger RNA. Lineage: Eukaryota; Viridiplantae; Streptophyta; Magnoliopsida; Ericales; Theaceae. The record is from RefSeq and is a predicted model, not a curated record.